AACACAUGUACAUAGAAUGCAGAAUUCCUCUUCUUUAUCGGUUGGACUUUAGCACGAUGACCAAACCUGAUCAGUGUGGGCUCAUCCGAGCGACCUCCGCACCUACCUAGGCAGGGCACCGACGGCAGUAGAGACACAACCAACCUACGCAAUGCAAGUCAGAAGGAUACCACCAUACUGGGUUUUCAUGGCUUGUACCUUAGAUACUAGUUUAAUAACACGACCGCCAAAUGAGGUUUCCUGCCAAAGGCAAAAGUAGAGCACAUACCACAUCUGAACCAGAACGAGCGAUGUCUGUCAGUGAAGGCAAAAAAGGAAAGACCCCUGCGACAGACUUGGAUUGGUUCGGCUGUCACCCCUUCCCUAAACUCUAUGUCGAUUAUCAGCAGCGCGAUCGCUGCCCCUUAUCAGGGUGCCAUCUGAACAGCUGGGCAGGCAGAAGCAUCGUCCUCUCUAGGCCCGACCAUUCCGUCUGGGCAUCGACACGUGGGUGCAUGCCAUGGACAGCGGGUGCAAGGCUGGGCCCGUCUGCGGUUAUGGACGUAGCCGUCUCAGUGAUGUUUCGGGGUGUACGGCUAGGGGUGCUGUCACAUUUUGGCGCGGCCCUUUGGGUGGGCUUUAUUUGCGUUUUUGUUUGGACAGUGCUUCCUCUGGCGUUUCAGGUACGCUCCCUUCCGCGAGAGCCAACCAACCAACCGUAUUUACCCCCCUUUCCUCUCGGCGUCGUUAUCUGCUCUAGCCGCGUCGGCCAUCCGUUCGCCAGUCGAAAAAUAGACUGCUGGAGUGCAAGGGAUCGAAAUUUGACUUUCGAUUCUGCUCAUAUUCGUCGUUCUCUCCUCUUUCCCCUUCAGCCCUGGCGCGGACCGUUCCUUUUAGAUUCCACGCUGCGUCCACGAGUCGAUCCGCCACCACGACUGCAAGAAGCCAUACACGAAAUUGACGAGGUUGAGCCUCGGUCCCCGGACGCAUUCUCGUAUUCUCCUUUUUCUUUCUGAUGAGCCGCCGGUGAAGGAGCUGUCUCCGCCCCUCGCAAAGUCAACAAAACGAACCCUGGAGGUCUUACUAAGGAGGUCCAUUGUCACGAUCACGAAUACGAACUUGAGCAAAAGGAGGACG
Colletotrichum navitas is the source of this 1116-nucleotide messenger RNA. RefSeq lists its product as uncharacterized. The transcript has a single exon. The record is from RefSeq and is a predicted model, not a curated record. The coding region runs from base 231 to 995 and encodes 254 amino acids. Lineage: Eukaryota; Fungi; Ascomycota; Sordariomycetes; Glomerellales; Glomerellaceae.